Alexandromys fortis (reed vole) is the source of this 2675-nucleotide messenger RNA. RefSeq names its product vitrin (gene Vit). The transcript is spliced from 15 exons. The record is from RefSeq and is a predicted model, not a curated record. Bases 248 to 2185 code for a protein of 645 amino acids. NCBI's taxonomy places the organism in Eukaryota, Metazoa, Chordata, Mammalia, Rodentia, Cricetidae. Gene Ontology annotation, biological process: positive regulation of cell-substrate adhesion; extracellular matrix organization. Gene Ontology annotation, cellular component: interstitial matrix.
UGUGUGUGUGUGUGUGUGUGACAAAAUGUGCCUCCCAAAGGGCUGAGAGGUAGAUGGGAAUGUUUGCUUUGCUCGUCUAAGAAGAGAAAGGUUCCUGGACCUCCUCUUGCUUCUUCUUUAGAAUAAUUUGGAUGGGAUUUGUGAUGCAGAAAAUCUUAAAGAAAAAAGAAUAACCCUUCUUUGUGGUGGAAAACUUAGGGGAAAAAAGUCACUGCUUUCUUCAAACAAGGGUGCCAUUUUGAUAUUUAUGGGCAUCGUUGUCCCCACUAUGAAGGCAUCUGUUAUUGAAGUCUUGCUCGUUUUGCUGCUAACUGGAAUACAUUCAAAUAAAGGCAUGGCAAAGAAGACCAAGAAGCCCAAAUUCGCUGUACCGCAGAUCAACUGUGAUGUCAAAGCUGGAAAGAUCAUCAAUUCUGAGUUCAUGGUGAAAUGCCCAGCAGGAUGCCAGGACCCCAAAUACCACGUUUUCGGUACUGAUGUCUACGCGUCUUACUCCAGCGUGUGUGGCGCCGCGGUUCACAGCGGUGUGCUGGAUAACUCAGGAGGCAAAAUACUCGUUCGGAAAGUUGCUGGGCAGUCCGGGUACAGAGGAAGCUAUGCUCACGGCGUUAAGUCUUUAUCGCUGCCCAGAUGGAGAGAAUCCUUCAUCAUCUUAGAGAGUAAACCCCAAAAGGGUGUAACCUACCCGUCGACUCUUACAUACUCGUCAUCCAAAACGCCAGCUGGCAAAGCAGGUGAGGCCACAAAAGCCUAUGAGAACCCGUCUGUUACAGGGACAACCACACAGCCUGUCACCCUGACACAGACUCUAGGCAUCUCGGUAGCUGAGGCUGUCUACAGAGUCACAUCAAAGCCGUUCACAGCAUCUGUAACCAGCAGCCCCAGACCCCAAUCCAUGGGCCGCAGGAGCCAGGAGAUGGGGGAGACAGACCUGUGGAAGCCUGGACCAGUCCUUUUAGAUUCAGGAUCUGUGCCCGAAGAAGAGUUCAGCACACAGUCUUCGGAGCUAGUGCCCCAGGGAGAUCCAAACUGCAGAGUUGACUUGUCCUUCUUAAUUGAUGGGAGCGCCAACAUCGGCAAGCGCCGCUUCCAGAUCCAGAAGCAGUUCUUAGCGGACGUUGUCCAGGCUCUUGACGUUGGCCCUGACGGUCCUCUCAUGGGUGUUGUUCAGUACGGAGACAACCCUGCUACCCAGUUUAACCUCAAAACUCACACGAAUUCUCAAGAUCUGAAGACAGCUAUAGAGAAAAUUACCCAGAGAGGAGGCCUUUCUAAUGUAGGUCGUGCCAUCUCCUUUGUAACCAAGAACUUCUUUUCCAAAGCCAAUGGGAACAGGGGCAGCGCUCCCAACGUGGCUGUGGUCAUGGUGGACGGCUGGCCCACAGACAAAGUGGAAGAGGUGUCGCGUGUUGCGAGAGAGUCCGGGAUCAAUGUCUUCUUCAUCACUGUCGAGGGGGCUGCGGAAAGGGAGAAGCACUACGUGACGGAGCCCAACUUUGCCAGCAAGGCGGUGUGCAGGACAAAUGGCUUCUACACCUUCAACGUGCAGAGCUGGCUCAGCCUUCACAAGACCGUGCAGCCCCUGGUGAAGCGGAUCUGUGACACCGACCGCCUGGCCUGCAGCAAGACCUGUUUAAACUCUGCCGACAUCGGCUUUGUCAUUGAUGGCUCGAGCAGCGUGGGGACGAGCAACUUCCGCACUGUUCUGCAGUUCGUGGCCAACCUCAGCAAGGAGUUUGAGAUUUCAGACACCGACACGCGCAUUGGGGCCGUGCAGUACACCUACGAGCAGCGGCUGGAAUUUGGGUUCGACAAAUAUAACAGCAAAAACGACAUCCUCAGUGCCAUCAAGAGUGUGGGGUACUGGAGCGGGGGCACCAGCACAGGGGCUGCCAUCCAGUAUGCCCUCGAACAACUCUUCAAAAAGUCCAAACCCAACAAGAGGAAGAUAAUGAUCCUUAUCACUGACGGCAGGUCCUACGAUGAUGUGCGGAUCCCGGCCAUGGCUGCCUACCAGAAGGAGGACCCGGUCUCAGUUCCCAGCACCACAUGGUGGCCCACACCCACAGGAAACUCCAGUUGGAGGGGUGAUCACAUAUGCAGUAGGUGUUGCAUGGGCUGCUCAGGACGAGCUGGAGGUGAUUGCCACUCACCCUGCCAGGGACCACUCCUUCUUUGUGGAUGAGUUUGACAACCUCUACAAAUUCAUCCCCAGGAUCGUCAAGAAUAUUUGUACAGAGUUCAACUCACGGCCUCGGAACUGAGUUCGGGGCAGACAGCUGGCCAUCUUAGUGGAUCUUGGGACCAUGCGCCAGCAUUGCUCCUCUUGCUGGGGCAUAAGAAGGGGGCAGAGCUUGGGUAGGGCUGGGAGAAAUACAUGCAUUGUUACUAUUUUUUGCCAUUUGGUGGUUUAAAUGCUUCAAAGCCUGCCUGUUAAAAAGCUGGCCAUUGAGUUCAAGGUUGGGUUCAAAUGCUGUACUGUUUGGCGUGUGCUGAAGAGUUCACAGUCUGACAGCCGUUUAUAUCCAGAAGACGGCUGUCAUGGCAGGUUUGGAUUGAGCUUUUCUGAGACAUUUGUUUUUAUUUCUCAUUAGAACUUGUAAUCUUCCAUACGUUUCUUUUUUCUUUUUGUCUUGAGGUGGUAGGAGUUGUUUAAAUAAAUGUUUAAAAAAUUA